AUGUUAUUGUCUAUGUCUUUAGACCGAGUUUCUUCUUGUUUUUCUUUCUUUCUUUCUCCUUUUUCCUUUCUUUCUUUCUUUCUUUCUUUCUUUCUUUCUUUCUUUCAGUUCUUUUUGCUUGAUGUAUCUUCUUUUUUACUCUUUCUUUUGUCUAUUUUCUCUUUCUUUCUUUCUUUCUUUCUUUCUUUCUUUCUUUCUUUCUUUCUUUCUUUCUUUCUGUUUAUUCCUCGUUUUCUUGUUCUUCUCCUUUUCCAUUCUUUCUUUUUUCUUUCUUUCUUUCUUUUUCUGUUUUUGCUUGAUUUUUCUUCUCCCUUUUUCACUCUUUCUUUUUGUCUCUUUCUUUCUUUCGAAAGUUAUAUUUCUAUGUUUUUGCAUUAUUUAUUCCAUAACGCUACACCUUCUUACUUAGCAGCUUCUUUUAACCGUAUCUUUUGUUGUUCGUUGCUUGUUUUUAUUCUUUUUUUAUUCGCAUUUUAUUGUUAG
Acanthosepion pharaonis is the source of this 483-nucleotide messenger RNA. NCBI's taxonomy places the organism in Eukaryota, Metazoa, Mollusca, Cephalopoda, Sepiida, Sepiidae. The record is from the annotation of a GenBank genome assembly.